Cotesia congregata is the source of this 1071-nucleotide messenger RNA. Lineage: Eukaryota; Metazoa; Arthropoda; Insecta; Hymenoptera; Braconidae. The record is from the annotation of a GenBank genome assembly.
AUGAUCAGAUAUAUCGAGUUGAAUGCCCCAGAGGAUGAUAGAGAAGUCGUUAAAAGAACUUUUGAAAAAACUGCGGCUACUACUCUUUACGAGUACUUGCCAGAUUAUCUUCGAUGUCUGUGCAAAAUCAGGAAAGCUGAGACUCUCGAAAGAAUGUAUGCCGCAAUCGAGAGCGACGCGCACCGUAGGCCAAAUCGCCGGCGGACGGUCGACGAAGAUGUCCCAGUCGUCGGAGAAGCUUUUCCACCCGCGCUAGAGUACUACAGGCGUCCAGGCCCCCCAGGAUUGGAAGGUAAUCGGCAUUAUCCUCAAAUGCCCAGACCUUCCCGGGAGUACGAUGAUCGUGGAAAUUACCGCGAUCAUCAGCGCACCCUAGUCUAUCAAGACACUGCAUCUUUCGCAGUAACACCAACCCACGACUCAUAUUUUACUCCAACUGACCACGAAAUGUAUUAUGACUCCAUCGAAGGACACAGUGGACCUCACCAAGGGUCCGCUUUCACAUUUGGUGCAACUGAGCCAAGAUAUUCAUACCAGUAUAACAACCAUCCUUUGCGAAGCUAUUCUAGGCCCCCAAUUAAUAACAGAUAUCAUCCCGGAGUUCUGGGCCCGACCCGUAAAACGGUCCAUUAUGCUAAUGAUGAAGACUCUGAAGAAGCUAAGCGUCGUCAUAAAAUCGACCCCUCAGUCUUCUGUGACUGCCCUUUCUGCCCUAGAGGAGAGCGCAAAAGCCCCCCUCCCGAUUAUUUAAACGGGCAGGGCGCUCGCCAAACAGAGGCGAUGUCGAGUACGCCCAAUUUGCCUCCACGCUGGUCUCCGAACCCGACCUAUCGACCUCAAAACACCUAUCCUACUCACAAUCCAACCUACCAGAGUUCGUACCCGAGGUCCAUUCUCCAAAAUCAUCAGAAUCAAUCUCUGAACAACACUUCCCAGAGCUUGAAUCCAGCAUCCAAAGCCCAAACGGAUCCUCUACCAUACCAGAAUCAAUCCUCAACACAACCAACUCCCAACCAGCGGAUAACAAUCGGCGAGUUAAAAGCUCAAACUCGGAGCAACCAAAAUGCUUAA